Messenger RNA from Thunnus maccoyii (southern bluefin tuna), 2511 nucleotides. RefSeq names its product gamma-aminobutyric acid type A receptor subunit delta (gene gabrd). Gene Ontology annotation, cellular component: GABA-A receptor complex; membrane; neuron projection. The transcript is spliced from 9 exons. Lineage: Eukaryota; Metazoa; Chordata; Actinopteri; Scombriformes; Scombridae. Gene Ontology annotation, biological process: regulation of membrane potential; nervous system process; signal transduction. The record is from RefSeq and is a predicted model, not a curated record. Bases 333 to 1718 code for a protein of 461 amino acids. Gene Ontology annotation, molecular function: extracellular ligand-gated monoatomic ion channel activity; GABA-A receptor activity; neurotransmitter receptor activity.
CUCUGUUGCUGGAGGACAGGCGGCGGCGGUGGCGGCAGCGGCGGCGGUGGAUCGACUCGUUGUUGCUUUCGGACCGGGAGUUUUCCUUUUUCCUCGGUGCGCUCUCACCUCUUGUGCGCUCUUGGACGCUAAGGAAUUGGGGAGCCGAUCAUGGGGUCAUCUUCACCAUCAUCUUCAGCAUCUUCAGCAACAUCAGCACCACACUUUACUUUCUUCACCGCAGCGCCGGAUCACGAGGAGAGCGCACUAAAAUAAAACUCUGUGGCUUUGUCGUCGAUUUACACUCCAGGAAACUUUUCUUCAGAAAAAUAUUUGACCAUAAAACGGGUGGAAUGGAGAUCCCAACUUUCCUGCUGUCGAGUUUUGCUCUGCUCUUUGUCGGAGGGGAUAUUUUCACCAGGGCCAUGCUGAGUGACAUUGGGGACUAUGUAGGUACAGACAUUGAAAUAUCCUGGUUACCUAAUCUGGAUGAUUUAAUGAAAGGCUAUGCCAGAAAUUUUCGCCCUGGGAUAGGAGGUCCACCAGUGAAUGUGGCCAUGGCUAUUGAAGUUGCCAGCAUUGACCACAUCUCUGAAGCCAACAUGGAAUACACCAUGACCGUGUUUCUGCGGCAGAGCUGGCACGAUGACCGCCUUUCCUACAAUCACACCAACAAGACUCUGGGAUUGGACAGUCGCUUUGUGGACAAGCUGUGGCUGCCCGACACCUUCAUCGUUAAUGCCAAAUCUGCUUGGUUCCACGAUGUCACCGUGGAGAACAAGCUGAUCCGCCUGCAGCCCAACGGAGUCAUUCUAUACAGCAGCAGAAUCACUUCGACUGUGGCAUGUGACAUGGACCUGACCAAGUAUCCCAUGGAUGAACAGGAGUGUAUGCUGGACCUGGAAAGCUAUGGUUACUCCUCAGAGGAUAUUGUGUAUCACUGGUCGGAGAGUCAGAGACACAUCCACGGACUAGACAAACUGGAACUCUCCCAGUUCACCAUCACAGACUAUCGGUUUGUCACCGAAAUGAUGAAUUUCAAAUCUGCGGGAAGAUUUCCUAGACUCAGCCUUCGCUUCCAGCUGAGACGUAACCGAGGUGUCUACAUCAUCCAGUCAUACAUGCCUUCCAUAUUACUGGUCGCCAUGUCCUGGGUGUCCUUUUGGAUCAGCCAAUCUGCGGUCCCUGCUCGUGUAUCCUUAGGUAUCACAACUGUUCUCACCAUGACCACGCUGAUGGUGAGUGCCCGCUCCUCCCUGCCACGAGCGUCAGCAAUCAAGGCGUUAGACGUCUACUUUUGGAUCUGUUAUGUGUUUGUGUUCGCGGCACUCAUUGAGUACGCCUUUGCUCAUUACAACGCUGACUACCGACUCAAAGAGAAGGCCAAGGUGAAGGCCAGCAAGCUCAGCUCUGAGUCCAUUGUGAAGAACGGCAAACAGGCUAUGGUUCUGUUUUCUCUGUCGGUCACCGGAAUGAACCAGGGAGUGAUGAUUUCCAACCGCCAUGGCCGAGUCCAGCGCUCUAGCAGCGAAAUCCCCGGAGAGGGCGGCUCUGAGGACACUGAGUCGAGGAGGAGAAGGUCCAGGCAGGCGGAUGAGAGCGAGGAGGAGAAGAAGUGCUGUUCCAAGUGUGUCUGCAAGCCAAUCGAUGCUGACACCAUUGACAUCUACGCCAGAGCUGUGUUCCCUUUCACUUUCGCUGUGGUGAAUGUGAUCUACUGGGUAGCGUAUACCAUGUGAGAAGGAGGCAGCAGGUCCGUGCGAAUGGCUGCCAUCCAGUGCUGUAUAUAAGAAACUGCUGGAGUUGCGCCACUUAAAUGCUGGCAGACUGGUGCAGCUGAAAAUACCGCAGGCCUCAGUAAAGAAAAAAAAAACUUCAGAGGAAAUGAAGUGUUACAGCCUGUGAAUAUGGAAAUAUGGUAUUUAAUGGAAGUAGGGUUUAAAAAGUGUUAACAGGACUAUAUCUUCAAAUACAAAUACAGAAAUGCUUUGUGUAAAGGCAAAGGACUGUGUUGCCUGUUGGAGGUUCACAUACUCAGCAAUCCAGAUUUCCACGUCAUCCUGUUAUUAUAUGAAAGAACUCAACACAGGACACUACAACUGCUCGAACACUACUGACCACAGGCACAUAUCCCCCAAACACAAAUAAGCAUAGUUUGCUUAACUUAACUCAGAGCCACAAUCUGGAGUGACCCGCCUGUUAUCUUGAAAAGUAAUAGUGCCGCCCAAACAAGAGGAUAACAAGAUGAGCUGUACUACUAUUCUGCAUGGCUGAUAAAUCACUCACCCUCUUCCCCUGCCAUCACCACCCCCUCUCUUCCUCUCUCUCCAUCGGUCCUCCACCCAUUUUCUUUCAGUUCAUUUUUCGUUUAGGACACCAGCUAGGAGUGUCUUAUCUCCUUCUUCCAGUUCUGCCUGUUUCCUCACCAUUAAAGGACUUCUUCCACUACCUGUGUGUGUGUGUGUGCUUCUCUCCUGGCUUCAGAUGGUCACUUGAACUUAAAAUCCAAACAGUUGUUGGGUGUGAUUUAAA